GCACGCUGGGGAAUGUAGUCCAUCACGGGUCAGGCGUCGCUAACCGCGGUGAUGACGCUAUAAGUCGGACUACAUCUCCCGGCAUUUAGGGUCCUGCGCCGCUCGCGUGAGAGGGGACCAUCUUGGAAUCCAGCUGAAGGAGCUGCGAGUGCCCCUGUUGGGAGAAAAUGGCAUCGGCAGUAUGGAAGGGGCUGGUGGGGAUGGGGCUCUUCGCCCUGGCACAUGCCGCCUUCUCUGCGGCUCAGCAUCGAUCGUACAUGAGGUUGACUGAGAAGGAGAAUGAGACGCUUCCUGUAGAUAUUGUCCUUCAGACACUGCUGGCAUUCCUGGUGACCUGCUAUGGGAUAGUUCACAUAGCCGGGGAGUUCAAAGACAUGGAUGCAACUUCUGAGCUGAAAAACAAGACAUUUGAGACCCUGAGGAACCACCCCUCCUUCUACCUUUUCAACCAUCGGGGCCGGGUAUUGUUCCGCCCUCCUGAAGGAGACUCCAACUCGCCCUCCUCAGCUCUCUUAUCCAGUCUGAAGCUGCGGAGACUGCAACCCAGCCUUCGUUAGACUUCUCCUCUUCCCCUCCUCCAACCCAUAGAUCUUGGUCAGAAAACCCCUCCGUCCAACUUCUCUCCCAACCCCACCCCGGCACAAUCUAGUUCUCCUGCCCCCACCCCCUUUACUCUGGGGAUGGAGACAGAGGCCCCAUCCAUUAGGCAAGAAUGGCUGCAGAUUGAGCCUGGGACUUGCUUAGGGCCCGGAGGUGGAGCAGGAGAGAAACACCAGGGUCCGUCUGUGGCUUGGUCCCAUCGGGCCUUUCUCUCCCCCUCAACAAUAUGAGACUUGGGGCCCAGGCUCCAUCUGUGGCUUAGUCACAGCUUGGCUCCUUUGUCUUGCCCCCGAUGUUGGACUCGGGCUCUGAUUCCAUCCUUGUCCCACCCUGAACCCAUUUUUCUCCACCACCACAUUCCUGGAGGUGGGGGGAAGCAAGCCCCAGGCUCCAUCUGUGGCCUAUUGCUGUCCUGGGCUUCCCUGAUCUGGAACGGUCACCUGGAGGGAGGGCCCAGAUUUUGUCCAUUGCCUCGUACCUUCCUGUCUCCCCUCCCUCAGGAACAGAGAUCUGAAUGUAGAGAGGGUCUCCAAGGAUCCAUUGAUGCACCCAGUCACAUAUACAACCCCACCCCCACCAUUCAAACCUAGUCUCCCCA
Messenger RNA from Hypanus sabinus (Atlantic stingray), 1198 nucleotides. RefSeq names its product membrane magnesium transporter 1 (gene mmgt1). Bases 168 to 557 code for a protein of 129 amino acids. The transcript is spliced from 5 exons. Lineage: Eukaryota; Metazoa; Chordata; Chondrichthyes; Myliobatiformes; Dasyatidae. Gene Ontology annotation, cellular component: EMC complex; early endosome; plasma membrane. The record is from RefSeq and is a predicted model, not a curated record.